Messenger RNA from Dermacentor albipictus, 6714 nucleotides. RefSeq names its product inaF-D (gene inaF-D). The record is from RefSeq and is a predicted model, not a curated record. NCBI's taxonomy places the organism in Eukaryota, Metazoa, Arthropoda, Arachnida, Ixodida, Ixodidae.
UUCCUCCGCAUCCUACGUCUCUCCGUCCGUCUCUCCCCCUCUCUGAAAAGCUCUGUCCUGUAUCCCUUUGUAUAACGCGCGGCUGCCAGUGCGAACCACUUGGACGUACAACCGACCCGUAAAAAUUUCCGAAGGCUCAAGCGGAGAUUGAAAUAACAUCACUCCGACUAGGCCCUGCAACGAAAGCGUACACACUCGCUGUCGUCUGCUGCCGUCUGCUUCUCGAGCGUCUGCUACGCGCUCCCGACCCCGUCGUCCUGCUCUCAUCGUCGUCUGCGGCAACGUUCCGCGCCGCUCGUCGGGCCAUGAAGAUGGCCAACGAGUGCGGCGCAUCGACGCAACCGGCGGCAGCGCCGGCCGGUCAGGCGGCUACAACGCUGGCCGGAGGUGGGAAUAGCUCGACCAAGAACAAUAACAACAACAAGGACGGUGGCGGUGUGGCGGGAGUGGACACCAUGCCGGGGGGGAUGCCGUUCGACACCGCCAAGGCCAAGAUAUACGAGACCAAGCGGCACAAGAAGAUCGUGCGCCUCAUGACGGUCAUGGCGUACGUUCUCUCUGUCUCGCUCGCGGCGAUCGUGCUGUCCAUGUACUACGUGUUUCUGUGGGAUCCCAACAUGCGUUCGGAGCUCCCGCAGUCGGACCGCGAAACGGGCCGCAUGACGGCGUUUGCGCCAUCGUCGUCUGCUACGAACGAGACGGACUGUUCGCAGCUGUCGUCUGCUCCGCAGAAGGCGCCGAGAGUUCCAACGGCCACCACUACGGCGGCGACAGUCAACGACGAGCCUACCAUUGUCGACGCGACAGUAGGCUACGACGUCGCUGCUGGGGACGCGUCCCCUUCGGAGAUUUCGCUCGGCGAACUUUCGCUCUCCGAGAACGCGACGGACGCCACGUCGUCGUGGGUCGAAGAAGCCGAUGGCACUGCCACGUCGUUUGCGUCGACUUCUUCCGCGGACGCCGCGGACGCGGAAGAAAAGUCCACUGCUCCCGUCGAGAGAUGAGGGGACAAGACAACAACGUCUGCCCCGCGAAAUGCAGCCACGCGGGAGAUCAUUGGAGCCUGUGAACCAGUGACGUCACAAGAGGGUGGACACGCGAGGAACGGUCGACAAGGCUGAUCUCGUCCCCUUUUGUGUGUGCCGCUUCUGUUCCUUUUUUUUUUUCUUCCGUUCACCGCCAUUCUGCUAAAGGCACGGAGGACGGAAACAUUGACUAGAAGGAAGCGUCACGUGACAACCUUGAAGCGCAUGAAGCCAAAAGGGGCAAUGACGCCAACGAAAGCAUAGGGAAAUUUAAGUGUUUUUCUGUUUUCUUUUCUGAGGUGUAUAAUCAACUGUGCAUUACAGCUAAAUGUGCGAUAACCUUCAUUCUUGAGAACAUUAAGCCUCUUAAGAGGAGAUCUCUCGCGAGCUAUGUUUUCUUCUUUAACGCGGUGGACUUCAUGGCGUGUGCAGUAGAAAUUUGGCACUGAAUUCUUAGGCUGCCAGCAGGUGUACUAGUUGACUGACGUCGUGCUCCUUUCCCAGUUCUUUCCCUCCUCCGUGGCAUAAAGUGCACAUACCGUCUUUAUCGCUAAGAAGUUAUUGCUGCGCAACAAAAACAGGACUAGAUAGCCUGUAGUACGCGUAUACUACGAAGCGAGGUGAUCUUUCGCUUCAAUGUAUAUUUUUGAUCCCUCCCACCACACCUGGUUCAUACGUUUUGUCUACUUCAGAUAUUUUGUCUGUUUCCACAGUGAACGAGAGUGCGGCCACAAAAAAUAACAUGCUUGCCCACGUUUCGAAUUCCCGCAUUUCCUCGUAGACACCUUUCGCAGAUACCACUUCCACGGCACGCUGAUUCAGUGCCAGCGGAACUGUAGGUGUCACGAAAGUAGUGACGCGAGCGCCUGCCAUUGGAGUUAUUUUCACGUCGUGUAGUCUUUAUGAAAGGCAUCGGUAGAAUUCCCGUCGCUCCAGCGAGGCGUCGUGCUCGGACGUAAUACGCCACGCAAAAAAGUGAAAGUAGUAUAUUCUGGAAAGUGAGGCUUACAUCGAGACUGUGCCUCUACUCUCAGAAAUCGCGACUAGAGAGAGAUAUUUAUUACGAGGGAAAAGCUGGGAGGUCGGCCUGAAUCAAUGUUCUGACCUGCUACGCGACUGCGUGCUAAGAGUGAUCAGCAUACGAACUUCGCUUCGGGCAGAGGGCUGCUUUUUUUGGCGUCGAAUGACUUUAAAGGAAGUAUCGGAUAUUAUCCAAUGCGAAGACAGAUGGCGAUCGACGUCUUUGCGGUACGUGGAACGAUACACUCCGCACCCCAAUUGACUGUAAGCCGCGCAACCUUCGCCUCCCGUCGGAAAUCAAGCCUCGUUAUAACGAAAUCGGGCGUUUCAACCUCCCCUUUAUAACUAAGCGACGCUAAUUGUUUUAAACCGCUACAUAGGCCAUUUUGAAACAAACAGCUCGUAAAUAUGAUGUGGCCUACGGGAGCAGAACCAGCUGUGUCUACUUAAUUCGUCCAUAUCACUCAUGCGACUCUUUGUCCGUUAUUACGAUCGAUUACCAACGACACCGCCCGGCUAUCCUGGCCCCAUUCUUUGCGAACCCGUCUUUGCAACUCUCAAAAGAGGCAGUUCAAAUUUCAGCACGCCGAGGCAUUCGCUGGUCGGUACACCCGAUUUCAUUAAAGCAAGAUGGCACGUAGCAUAUAUACUAAUUAGCGAAAUGAAAGCUGUGAAGAUUCGAGUUUGUACACUUGUCUUAUCUUCUGUAUCUUCUCGUUCAGUUUUCUUAUCAGGGGCUUCGAAAAAAAAAAUGCGAGUGACAUGGGGCAGGUUGCGCUACCGGUGCUUUACUGUAAGUAGACAAAAAUUAAAUGGUUAAGCUUAUAAAUUGACUUGGUUAUUUAUUCUUCAUAGUUUCAAGACACAUAUAGGCCCUAUUGAAUAAAGUUAUAACGUGAGAAAGAAAAAUGCCCAGCAAUAAAGCACAAUACAACUAGUCUCUCAUUCCUGAAAGCAGUUGGUAGAAUGAUGCGCAUCGUGAAAAGUUAUGAAGCACUAUAGAUUUAAAAAAGAAGAAAAGAAAUACACGCAAGGAACGGACCGCACUUUCGGCAGCGGCCAUUUUGCCAACGCAAAUAUUUACACUGCCUGCCCGCUCCCGCGAACUCGGGCGAAAGCCCUUCAACGCACGACCGGAUAUAUUUAGCAUCCACUCGCGUAAAAACAAAACAAAAAGAAAUACAAAACCGAAACAAGCGUUAAACAAACUCUAAAGGUUCCACGACUUCGUAUUCGUUUACCAAUGCGACGUUAAUUACUGCGCGAGAAUCUCUCCUCGUCCCCUUUCAGCACAGGCGGUAAUGGUGUGACAGCCAUAUUAACGAGUGUCACCAUGAAUGCUGAGUCGAAUUCUCGCCUGGCCUCUCUCUAAAUGUGAGCGACCUGCGCGUUCCGGGCCCGGGCUGCGAGGCGGUUGCCGUUGUAAAACUGGCCCGGCUAUUUGGGAGGCGUUAGGAAACGUGCAUAUCCUGAAUUUGUUUUCUUUAGUGGCGUUGUGGGAAUGAGUUUGCACAAUCGAGAAUUGUAUGCCGCGCCGAUCGACGGCAACUGCCUUGGCCUGAACGCGGAAGGCGAGUGCGGUUAACCUCUAAAGAGAGAGAGAGAGAGUAACAACUCCUGUACGAAGACAUUCCUUUUAUCCCGGGAGUGUUUCAACAGCAGAUUUUUCGAACUGACUAGAGUGCGAAUACUAAAAAAAAAAUUGCAGCUUCGAAUAUAAAAUCGAAUACUCAGCGCUUAUAAGGAACUAAGGCUGAGCAGUUACAAGUCUGCACAAUCGUAAAAAAAACUUUUUAUGAGAUGUCAGGAUGGAAGAUAGAAAGAAGCUUGUAAAGUUCGGCAAUUGGGCGGCUUGCAAAUGAGGAACUCAUUAGUCAUAGUCGAUACUUCGUCGUGCGAUCAUAAUGAUCGAGGUUGCAGUAAUAUAACAAAAGUAGCCGUGGUAAAUGGACGAGCGUAGAUAACUGUCUCAUACGAAUACGUAAGAUUAUACAACCGUAAGAUGAUAUAUACGUAAGAUUAUUAACCUUUAUGAAAUUACCCCCUCGUGGUGCUUUUGAGGCGUGAAGUGAGAGAGAGAGAGAGAAAGAAAGAGAGAGAUAAUUAUUGUGCGAAAAAUCAGCAUGCCUUACAUGGUCAGGAGACAGGUAGUUCAUUGACCUCUGCAGCCCUAAGCCGCAGCUUGUCCCACAUAUCGGAAUCAAUGGGAAACGUAGAUCAAAAGAAGAGAUGACCGGUUAUUUCUUGUUGAAUUGGCUUAACACGGGUGGGCCCAUUUCUCCCCGAAAGCUCCGCCGCACCGUAGGUAUCCGGUGUCAUCCGGAACUGAACGAAUAUUCGAAAGUUCAGAACAUCAAAUUCUUGAAUCGAAUGCUCAAAACUUGUCCAUUCGUAUUCGCCAAUUUUGAAUAGCCGUACAUCAUUUGUUCUUACAUUCUUCUACCUAACCCCUUCUUUAUUUUUUUCUUUCAUUCAGAAGCUUCCAGAACUUACAUAUGUUCCACGUCGUAUCAUGUCCCUUACUAAUUUUCUCGUAGCAUCAGCUACCGCCGUUUGUUCUUUCUGUGCCAAGCUGCAGGGAAGAGUUUGCGGCUUUUGCAGUGGGGUGACACGGUAUAUCGACCAGUGGCAUGCGCGCGUCGUCCUCUUGUGAUUUCGAAUGAUAGACGCCUGUAGAUAUGCAUCAGAAUUCCCAAGCAAGCAUGCGAUACCAUUCCCAUUCCCGAGUCGAUACAAUCUGUUCAGAAUAUAAGACUACAUUUUUAACGCACUCGGCAACUUAAGGAACCACUUAGCACCGAAAUUAAACGGCGAAUGCGCAUACACUCACCCGUAUUACAGUGAAGCAGUAUAUAACUCGGAUCCCGGGAAUUCUUCGUCUCCGUCGACACAACAGUCGACAGAAAACCAGUUCACGAAUUUAAGCGAAACGUGCCUAUAUGUUCCUUGGAAUCACGCAUGCGAUACACAUCCCAUUGUUCCUUUCGAUACAUGAUUGCUGAUAAGGCAUGUUCCAACAAUACGAAGCACGUAGCAUUCGCCGCAUGCGUUUUCCGGUAAAGAUUACGGGCACAUAGCUGCAUGCUCAGGCUCGGCAGGACCCAGUGGCUCCAAUCGUUCGAGGCUACGUCACAUUGGUCUAUCGGAUCAGGUGAUACUGUCAGCGAAACAACUUCACAGCGUGGAUUGGAGGCUAAUUUCGUGAUGGUGAUCAGUCUGCGAAGAGCAGAGUGAUCACGAUGAGCGGCGACAGGAACAGCAACGCCAACAUGCACAACGGCGUCGUGCAUGCUCAGGCUCGGCAGGACCCAGUAGCUCCAAUCCACGACCUACUCUAUAAGUCCGUCGUGCUCCAAUCGUUCGAGGCUACGUCACAUUGGUCUAUCGGAUCAGGUAAUACUGCAGCCAACCACCUUCACAGCGUGUAUUGGAGGCAAAUUUUUUUUAAUGCGUCAUCAUUACGACGCCCACGCGAACGGAAAUCCGAUGGCGUCCGUCGGUUACCUCGUGGCGUGACAAAAAAGGGAAGUAUAUGACGUCACCAAUAGAGAGUAGGUACGAAAGAAGAAAAGGAGGCGAGAGAGGGCGGUGUGUCGUCACAUCUUGGGAACCAAUAAGAAUACAGGGGACACCUGACGGCGCGCUUUGGAGCUCACGGCUGGCAAGGCGGCCGGCUAGGGUAAGGGAAUAGCGUUGCAGCGGACUAGGCAGAUUGCCUGUGGCGUUUGACAGGUUCAGACAUGUAUUUCGAAUGCCCGCGUCUUUGAAUACAGUUUAAAAUGGACGCAGUGCCAUCGGCGAGUGGCUUGCGAAGGGUUAAUGCGAACAGUACAUUUCCGUCAGAUCAACCGACUGAUCGACCGUAUUGGUUUACCCUAUAUGGUCGAGGUCGUAACACCGACCUCCUGCCACUGUACCUGUUAUAGAGGCGAGCUGCUUGUAGCGUAGAUAGUGUUCUGGCCACGUAUGAUAUAGUGACAUGUAGCAGCUAGGUUGGCGCUGAGGGAUCACCGUCCGGUAAUAUAGACUUGAAGGGUCGCGCAUCACGUCCCCUGUGGGCACACUCCUCUUGCGAAGUGGACUUAUCGCAUUGCUAUCCCUGUUCGUCUUUUUCCAAGGAACGCCUGCGCAAGAUCAAAACAAGCGGACUCAGUUAUGAAAAAUUCACCCUCGUAGUUUGUUUUUUCUGCUUAAGUAGUUGAACAUUGCGCGCGUUUUUCUGUGUACAUGAUGAAUGAACAAAAAUAAAUUAGCCUCAAUUUUUUUGCUCGAAAUAAGCGACUACUUGCAGAAACCUUUGAACAAUACUGAACCACAAGAACAGCGAGGGUUACUUCAAUGGUAAGCAGUAUACAACUCCGAUCUCGUAGUGUACAAAGUUAAUUUUUUGGGACAUGCCGGUCGCACUUUCGCAACAGGGAAGUUUUUUUUUGUAUUUUUAUCUUGCACGACGCGACAGGAAUGUUUUCUUGCGCCACAGUCAAUUCCGGGAGUAUUGACUGUCAUACUGCCAACGAAUGACAGCCGUGAUCAUUGAGCGACAGGUUCUAAAGACACAUUUGGUUCUUUAGCGUACAGUUCGUUAAAAGUUCCAAAUACCGCAUUAAGAUCGAGCCGCAAGGCAUUCACGACGAGUGGUGAUAUUCCAACUACAUGUUUUGCGAAUGAA